GACACCGGCCGAGCAGCCUCCCGACCCGCCGAUCGGCCGAGGCUUUCGCGUCGGGCUCCCGUCGAGCCUUCGCGUCCGUGUCCCCUGCGCCCCGCCGCUGCCGCCCCAAACUUUGACCAGCACCGCCCGGGCUCCGCGCCAGGGACGAGCCAGGAAUUUUCAAGAUGAAUUAUACCAAGUCCACCCCAUUGGCAGAAUCAACUGCAAUAGGUUUUACACCUGAGUUAGAAACUAUCCUACCUGUGCCUUCCAAUGAGACCACUUGUGAAAACUGGAAAGAGAUACAUCAUCUAGUUUUUCAUGUAGCAAAUAUUUUUUUUGCGAUUGGGUUGGUUAUUCCAACUACUCUUCACCUUCAUAUGAUACUUCUUAGGGGGAUGUUAACUAUAGGAUGUACCCUUUACAUCGUCUGGGCCACUCUCUACCGAUGUGCCUUGGAUAUCAUGAUCUGGAACUCGGUGUUCCUGGGGAUCAACAUUUUGCAUCUUUCAUAUCUUUUGUACAAGAAAAGACCGGUAAAAAUCGAAAAGGAACUCAAAAGCAUCUACCGGAGAUUGUUUGAACCACUCCGUGUGCCUCCAGAUUUGUUCAAAAGAUUAACUGGACAGUUUUGCAUGAUCCAAACAUUGAAAAAGGGCGAGACCUAUGCUGCAGAGGAUAUAACCUCAGUUGACGACCGUCUGAGUAUUCUCCUGAAGGGAAAAAUGAAGGUCUCCUAUCGAGGACAUUUUCUGCAUAAUAUUUACCCCUGUGCCUUUAUAGAUUCUCCUGAAUUUAGAUCAACCCAGAUGCACAAAGGUGAAAAAUUCCAGGUCACCAUUAUUGCAGAUGAUAACUGCAGAUUUUUAUGCUGGUCAAGAGAAAGAUUAACUUACUUUCUGGAAUCAGAGCCUUUCCUAUAUGAAAUAUUUAGGUAUCUUAUAGGAAAAGACAUUACAAAUAAGCUCUACUCAUUGAAUGAUCCCACCUUAAAUGAUAAAACGGUCAAAAAGUUGGACCACCAGCUCAGCCUUUGCACACAACUGUCCAUGCUGGAAAUGAGGAACAGUAUAGUCAGCUCCAGUGAAGAUGAAGACGGCUUACACCAGUUUCUUCGGGGCACCUCCAGUGUUUCCUCUCUUUAUGUGUCGCCCCUACACCAGCGAGCCUCUGCGAAGAUGAACCCAAUAGAGGAAGGGAUGGAAGACGACGACGAGGUCUUUGAACCCGUGUCCUCGAAUACGCUUAAAGUUCGUCGCUGGCCUUGAUCCCAAGAGAGGAUUCACGUUACCAAGAGGGAAACUGUCUGGAAGAGAUCCUGAAAA
Eubalaena glacialis (North Atlantic right whale) is the source of this 1304-nucleotide messenger RNA. It is a transcript of the gene POPDC1, whose product is annotated as blood vessel epicardial substance. Gene Ontology annotation, cellular component: sarcolemma. The transcript has 8 exons. The record is from RefSeq and is a predicted model, not a curated record. Bases 165 to 1247 code for a protein of 360 amino acids. Lineage: Eukaryota; Metazoa; Chordata; Mammalia; Artiodactyla; Balaenidae. Gene Ontology annotation, molecular function: cAMP binding.